This is a messenger RNA of Ornithodoros turicata, 3325 nucleotides long. Its product is annotated as serine palmitoyltransferase 2-like. Gene Ontology annotation, molecular function: serine C-palmitoyltransferase activity; pyridoxal phosphate binding. The transcript has 11 exons. The record is from RefSeq and is a predicted model, not a curated record. Bases 155 to 1747 code for a protein of 530 amino acids. Lineage: Eukaryota; Metazoa; Arthropoda; Arachnida; Ixodida; Argasidae. Gene Ontology annotation, cellular component: serine palmitoyltransferase complex. Gene Ontology annotation, biological process: ceramide biosynthetic process; sphingosine biosynthetic process.
UGAACUGAUACCGCGCCUACCGCGUGCCAUGCUGACAUCGGCAUCGCGUAUCACGCGCGUGCAGUGUUCCUAAAAGCUGAUCAAGUAAAAAAAAAAAAACGGUCUGGUUAAGAUUAAUGUGAAUUGGUGCUAUCUUUAGUUACCUGUCAGCGCAAUGGGUCUCCUAGAAGAAGACACCGGCAUACUGAGCAAAACAGCAAGCCACUGCAAUGGAGUUUCCCAUACCGGAACCACGAAACAAGAACAAGAUAAGGCUACACGUCGACGAAUGGGCAGGGACGAGUUCGAAGAAACACCGCUCUUGAUGGCGUUGGCCACAUAUGUGAGCUAUGUCAUCUUGGGUAUUUUCGGCCACAUUCGUGACUUUAUGCGGUCUGUUGGACUGGAAGAAACGCAUGCCGCUGUUGAGACAGACCGUGAGGGUUAUGUCCCACUGUAUCAAAGCUUCGAGAGCUUCUACACACGAAACGUCUACCGGCGUAUUCGUGACUGCUGGAAUCAUCCGAUCUGCAGUGUUCCUGGUGCUGUUAUCGACUUGGUGGACCGCGUGUCUCUCGACAACAAUUGGUCGUUCACAAUGCCUGGUACUGUGACCAAAGCUAUUAAUAUGGGCUCUUACAACUACCUUGGCUUCGCGGAAAGCGCGGGACCAGUUGCGGAUGAGGUUGAAACUUCCAUUCGGACAUACGGAAAUGGGAUCUGCAGCACGCGUCACGAAUUAGGAACAUUGGAUAUCCACUUGGAAUUGGAAUCCGUGGUGGCACGAUUCCUGGGAGUCGAAGACUGCCUCACGGUGGGCAUGGGUUUUGCUACCAAUUCAACAAACAUCCCAACAUUGGCCGGUCGAGGAUGUCUUCUGCUGAGCGAUGAGCUGAACCACGCGUCGCUCAUCUUGGGGUGCCGACUGUCUGGUGCGACAAUCAAAGUCUUCAAACACAACAAUAUGAAAGAUCUCGAACGAAAACUGCGUGGGGCUAUCGUCGAGGGACAGCCACGGACGAAUAGGCCAUGGAAGAAGAUCAUCAUCAUUGUUGAAGGAGUCUACAGCAUGGAAGGCUCGAUAGUGAAGCUCCCAGAGGUUAUAGCCCUGAAGAAGAAGUACAAAGCCUACGUCUACCUGGAUGAAGCUCACAGCAUUGGAGCCCUGGGACCAACAGGACGCGGUGCCGUAGAUUACUUUGGGGUGGACCCUCGGGACGUCGACUUGCUCAUGGGAACCUUCACCAAAAGUUUUGGGGCAGCGGGGGGAUACAUAGCGGGAUCUAAGCACAUAAUUGACCACCUCCGAGCGCAUUCGCACAGUUUCAGCUACGCAGCUAGUAUGUCGGCCCCGGUUGCUCAGCAGAUCAUAUCAACGUGCAGAGUCAUCAUGGGGGAGAUUGGCGAUGGGGAAGGCCAGAGGCGAAUUGAGCGUCUUGCGCGCAACACCCACUACUUCCGCCAGCGACUCAAGCAGAUGGGUUUCAUCAUCUACGGCAAUGAGGACUCCCCAGUUGUGCCGCUCAUGCUUUACCUGCCUUCAAAAAUUGCAGGAUUUGUGCGCUACCUGAUGAAGCGUGGCGUUGCAACCGUUGGAGUUGGCUUUCCUGCAACUCCGCUUCUGGAGGCCAGGGCGCGCUUCUGCAUGUCUGCUUCCCACACCAAAGAGAUGUUAGAUCAGGCGCUGAGUGUCAUCGACAAGGCUGGCGACUACCUGUACCUGAAGCUGUCGAAGCGGAAACGGGCAAAUGAAGAAAUAGCCUACUGAAUUACAAAUGUUCUGCAAAAUGUCCGACGCGGUUCUGUCGUCUGCUGGAACCUCCAGAGCCUGCAGAUGCGUAGCUGAAGAAGAACGUUCCGUUGUUGCUUGUGCCUCGCUAAGACUUUUCAUUUGCCAUUUGAGGUAGCCAAGCCAAAGAAGCUAAAAAUCAGCUCCAAGAGUGCUUGCUUUCCCCAGCAUUAGUUUCUUGCUAUGCUGAGUUCCUUUCUAAGGGUGCAUAUAAGUCUACAGUGCUACAAGAGCCCAGGAAAGCACCUCUACAACUGGUACAUUUCUCAGAGUGGUCACAUUAAUUGUCAAGCGUCUGUUGGUGAACGUUGAAGUGCAAAGUUUGGCUAUGUUAAAGCAUGGUGCUAAGACAUUUCACGUCAAAGGCUGUGUUUUCUUUUUCUCGUUGAUGUAUCUUGGUCUUCAUUUUGUCACAUUAUGAAAGCUUGCUCAUUGCAAGAGCUAUGAAUUCCACUACACUAAUUCCAAGUGUUGAAGCUUUUUACCACAUUCUUUCUUUGUGUUCUGCUCAAUUUCGCCCUUUCUUGAGUGCAGAUGCAUUCCAUCUUUCACUACUUUUAUAGCACCCCUUGAAAGAAAUACAGUAAACUGUUGAUCCGCUGUAGUUGAUGUGGCUGGACAAAGUCUCAAUCAAUACUGAUGCGUUAAAAUCAAGUCAUUUUCAUUCAACCUUCAAAAUGCUUCAUGAUGUUCAAAACCAAAGUGAGCGGAAAUGCGGAGUGUUCAGUUGACUAAGGGGAUAUGCGAGUUCAAUUUAUUUCUUGAAAUAGCAGAACUUCAUGCUGUGGUCAAUCAAAGAUUUUGUUACACUGAGAGAAUGCUUAAUAUUUAUUUUAAUUUCUGAAAUGCGCCUACUGCUGUACAAACUGCAAAACUGCAUACACCAAAUUGCUUGGUUACAUCAGUCAGGUUUUGAUUCAUGAUGAAAAUGAACCCAUGAACAAGUACAAAGAUGAUCCUUGUCUUGAGGGGUUUAAUCAUUUCCAUCAUGUAUCACCAAGUUGGCCUGUGUUUUGACUCUUAUUCAGGUUUUGAUUGUUUAGUGGAGCUUGAAGCUAUAUGUAUGUCUUGGUUUGUUCAUUCUCUUAUAAAUUAGGUCCACAUAAUCCUCAUUUCCUCACGCUACAUACAGGGACUGUAUCACUGAGAAUAAAAGGAUAGCCACGGGCCUCUGAGAGAACCUCUCUACUCAAGUCCCCGGUCACAGCUUUGUAGUUUGUUGUUUGUACGUACAACGUCAAAUUUGUGGAUUUAGCACGAAAUUGUGCUGGUGCUGAAGACAUAGGGAAAGCUUUUGAAAGAUUGUUCUCAAGAUGGCAUGUGCAAGCUGGCAGAUGAUAUCCAUGCAGGAGUAGAGGCUGAACUUGGGCACAAAGAAACACGACACACAGACGAGAACAUUCAUCUGUGUGUUGUGUUCCUUCGAGCCCAAGCUCAGGCUCUACCUGUCAUGGAUUGUCGUAUAAUUUCGUAUAAAGUUGUUCAAGUGAUGUUGUGAAGAAAGUGAAUUGCCACAGUGGAAGCAUGUUGUUUGAAAUAAAACACUAAAUUAUGGGA